GUUCAUCAGUUCGUAAGUUGCUUGGUUGAAACUCUUUAACAAUUCAUUACGAAAAGUUGUAAAUUUAUUAAACAAUGAACAAACGCAUUAUCAUUUCUUUUCUUUUCUGUAUGAGUUUAGUUGUUAUCGAUUCACAGAAAACCGCUGAUCAAAAAGAAGUCGCAGAUCGUUUUAGAAAAAUGAGUGAAGACUUUAGAAGGGAGAUGGCUUCUCAAAAACCACCAAAGAUCGAUUUUUCGGGUAGUUCUAUUAGAGGUUCAAACCGUCAGGGCUUUGAUGUCCUUGGACGAGCUGAAGUUCCAGUUUGGCAAAGUCGUGAUGGACGGUCGUCUUUACAUGGAAAUACACAGUAUUCGCAACAUCUUGGAGGUUUCGGAGGGAACAGUAAGCCAAAUUAUCAAUUUGGAACCACUUUUAGGUAUAGAUUUUAAAAAGUCAUAAGAUAAAUAAUCAGUAUUUUUAAAAAUGUUAUGUUGAAUACAAAAAAAAAACAAACCCGUUUAUUAAACUAGACUACAGAAUUAAUAAUUCAAAACAAUACAUUUUCAAAGCAAUUGGUUAUCCUUAAUUGGAA
This is a messenger RNA of Eupeodes corollae, 574 nucleotides long. RefSeq names its product diptericin-D-like. The record is from RefSeq and is a predicted model, not a curated record. NCBI's taxonomy places the organism in Eukaryota, Metazoa, Arthropoda, Insecta, Diptera, Syrphidae. The transcript has 2 exons. Bases 75 to 431 code for a protein of 118 amino acids.